AUGUCGCAACAGAAGCAAAAGUCGCAGGAGUCCAAAUUUGGCAGCAAUUCCCCCUCCCGAUGGCGAGUCCAAGAGAGCCAUCGAGUGGCAAUUGCCUCCUUUUUUGGUGAACUGGUGGCCACCGCCAUGUUCGUCUUUGUGGCCUGCAUGGGUUGUGUUCAAACACCCUUCUUUGGCAAUUCGCACUUCCGGAGCGGUUUGACCUUCGGCCUGGCCAUACUCAUAGCCAUUCAGUGUUUUGGUUCCGUUUCCGGUGCCCAUCUUAACCCGGCCAUCACCCUGGCUGCCUGGAUCUAUGGCGUUAUAGGUUGGUUAAAGGCCAUUGCUUAUCUCAUUGCCCAGGCGGCGGGAGCUCUGAUUGGCUACGGUCUACUGGUGGCCGUUCUGCCCCAGGAUGCCAUCAAGGGUGUGGAUAAUCCCGCCGGGGCUUGUGUCACCGUUUUGGCUCCGGAGAUCAGCGAACUGCAGGGCGUGUUCAUUGAGUUUUUGAUCACCUGCUGCCUGGUUAUGGUGGCCUGUUCGGUCUGGGAUCCGAGAAACAAACGGUUCCAAGACUCGGUGGCCGUGAAAUUCGGUCUAACAGUGUCCUGUCUGAUCCUCACAGCGGGUCUCUUCACGGGCGCCAGCAUGAAUCCAACGAGAUCGCUGGGACCCGCUGUAUGGAACAACUCCUGGGCGGCUCAUUGGGUGUACUGGGUGGGUCCUUUGGUGGCCGGAGCAGUGACCUCGGUGGUCUACAGAAUCUGUUUCAAGGGCGACGAAGAGAUUGAUCUAAGGAACUCCAAUGCCCAGAUCCGGAUGAUCGGAGAAGUGGUGGUCCAAUGAACAUAUUAAUUUAUGCUUUAGCUGUACUGUUAGAAUUUUAAGCGAAAUAAAUAUAUAUACCGAUUGUUCAGGUAAAGAUUGUUAAAUACAAUAAAAUACAAAUAAAAUGUAUAUAUAAAUAUUAACAAAAUGUCACUCAAUAUUAAUUAAUUAUCCCACAAAUGGAUGAACCAUUUUAUUAAAUCAAAAUAAAAGAAAAAUCAUUGCCAUCAGAGACAGGUCCUAUUAUAUUACAGUUUGAAUAUUAAAAAUAAAAAAUAAUAAAUAAAAAAUAGAAGAGCAAAAAGAGAAAGAAGAGUAAUUCAUUUAAAAGAAAUUUUAAGAA
Molecule: messenger RNA, 1150 nt
Organism: Drosophila kikkawai
Lineage: Eukaryota; Metazoa; Arthropoda; Insecta; Diptera; Drosophilidae
Gene: Eglp3
Product: Entomoglyceroporin 3
Biological process (GO): transmembrane transport
Cellular component (GO): plasma membrane
Molecular function (GO): channel activity
Source: RefSeq, a predicted model, not a curated record